Messenger RNA from Anneissia japonica, 1591 nucleotides. RefSeq names its product heparan-alpha-glucosaminide N-acetyltransferase-like. The record is from RefSeq and is a predicted model, not a curated record. NCBI's taxonomy places the organism in Eukaryota, Metazoa, Echinodermata, Crinoidea, Comatulida, Comatulidae. The coding region runs from base 87 to 1574 and encodes 495 amino acids. The transcript has 15 exons.
CAAGGGGUCAAAGGUUAAUAUUGUCAAGGGAAAACAAAUGAAUGUCUGGUAUUCUCAUCUCGUGAAAGUGUUGCAACGUUGUAACAAUGGGGAAGAUAUGCAUACUAAUUCUGCUACUAUUUGACUCUGUAUUGGCUGGCAAAAAGGAUGUGUUUGGUAUACACUCCAUCACCUUUGACACAGCUGACCUGACUGUAAUAUCAACGGUGGAUAUCAAGGCAGAACUAUGGGGUCAAACGCACGAGUGUAAUAAUUGCACUCUAAUUAAGAUCAAAGACAUUGAACCUCCGCCAUCAUCUCAGAAUCGGAGUCGGAUCCAGUUAAAAAUGGAUACAAGGUACCCGACUAGAUUGACGGUAAUACCUGUGAAACAACAUGUCAUUAAUUCAAACCCAGACUGCAGCAUCCCUAAUAUCCACUUCAUGGAGAACAGGAACUACAGUUUAUUUGUGAACUUCAACAGCAAUAAUGACAACCACACGAUUUCCUGUAACCUGAUAAAACCAGGCGACUUGGAUCUCAGCUAUGUUCCAAUUUUGGUUGCAAUUGGAAUAUACAUUGCAUUGGCUUUCCUUUACAUGCUUUUUAGUACGGCACUAAGGAAUCAGUGGAUUUACAAAAUAUGCUGUUGCCUGGGUACAAGUAGAUUAGUCAACAAUGAUCUUGGGGCACCAGGCGAUCCAGUGAGCGAAACAGUAAACUCAAUCAGCCCGGCAGAUAACAACAAAAAACCAAAAUCCAGAAGACUCAAGUCCUUGGACACUUUCCGGGGAAUAUCUAUAGUAAUUAUGAUAUUUGUUAAUUACAAAGGAGGGGAAUACUGGUAUUUCCAACAUUCACGAUGGAAUGGUUAUUGGAAUAUAGGUUUGACAGUGGCUGAUCUUGUUUUUCCAUGGUUCGUUUUCAUCAUGGGCACAUCUAUUGCGCUAUCUCAGAAUGCUUUAAAACAAAAAGGCAUGUCAACAAGUAGGUUAUUUCAGAAAAUUGUUCGUAGAACUGUUAUUCUAUUCGCGCUUGGUGUCUUCAUGAAUUCAGGAGGAUUUCAUCGUCUGGUAUUUCUUUUUCUCAGUGGCUUAGAUGAGUUUUUAAUUCUAGGUAGGAAUGAUCUGAAGAAUCUAAGGAUACCUGGAGUUCUCCAACGAUUCAGUGUGUCUUACUUUGUGGUUGCCAUGUUGGAAUUGAUAUGUAGUAGAAGUAGCCAUGGACAGUAUGAUCUAAUUACCCCUCGUUGGUACACACCAUUUCGUGAUGUGAUAGAAUAUUGGAUAGAAUGGCUUGUAAUGGCUGGGUUGUUAGUAGGCUACUUCUGCCUGACGUUCUUUCUACCUGUCCCUGGUUGCCCCACCGGUUACUUAGGCCCAGGUGGAUCAAUUCAGCUGGAGCCAAAUAUCACGUUAACGAACUGCACUGGGGGUGCUGCUCGCUACAUUGAUGAGUGGUUGUUUGGUGUCAAUCAUAUCUACCAACAUCCAACCUGUAAGGUAAUCUACCACACAGGUGCUUUUGACCCAGAAGGUGUGCUAGGAUCAAUACCAUCAAUAUUCAUCACAUUCCUUGGGUUGCAGGUAAGAUGAUGUAUUCAAAAUUCAAA